Molecule: messenger RNA, 2820 nt
Organism: Cyclocybe aegerita
Lineage: Eukaryota; Fungi; Basidiomycota; Agaricomycetes; Agaricales; Hemipholiotaceae
Source: the annotation of a GenBank genome assembly
AUGAUUGAGAAGAAAGUGAACGAUGUCCUUGUCGCGUUCUCGGAUGUGUGGCUUGCCUAUUCAACCGAGUCCAAACCUACCAAGCGCUCCAAGUCCUGGUGGACGGACGAGUGCUCGGAGACAUUCGGAGUAUAUCAGUUGAGCUGCUCGCUCGCUGAUUACAACAAGUUUAAGAAGGCGUGUAAAGGCGCCAAGCGUGAUUUCUUUGAUGAACGCAUCGCAGAAAUCACUACCUCUCGCAAGCGCCCAUGGGACCUAAUGGAAUGGGUCAAACAGCGCAAGCUACCACCCUGUGAGGCUAUUCGCAACGGUGAUCAGCCUUGCCACGAUAUGGACGACCUCUGGGACGCCCUGCACGGCACGUACAACUCGGCCUCUGGUCAUGAGUACGAUGCCUCAGUCUUAGACGAGCUUCCCGACGAGCUGGUCCAUGAGUGGGCUGACUUCUUGGAGCAUGAGUUGUUGAGUGCCCUUAAGGGGUGCUCCAACUCCUCUGCACCAGGACCAGACCAUGUUACAUGGGUCCACCUAAAGGAGCUGCUUAAGGAUAAACACGUCCUUGCGCUCUUUAUCGUGCUGGCUAACGCCUGCCUUCGGGAUGCCUUCAGGCCAAUCGUACUCCUCAUCACUUUCAGUAAACUUAUCGAAAAGAUGAUUGCCAACAGGAUACAGUUUGACGCCGUCAAGCAUGAUAUCUUCCAUCCCAACCAACUUGGCGGUAUCCGCCAGAGGUCCACUGAGGAUGCUGGAUUGAUUCUGACUCAUCUCAUGCGAGCGGGGUGGGUUAAGGGUCUCCAGACUAGCGCGCUGGCUUUUGACAUUGCGCAGUUCUUCCCUUCUAUCAACCAUGGGAUGUUCAUGGCUGUACUUCGCAAGCAAGGGUUCUCGCCAGUUUUGGUGGAGUUCUUUGCCUCUUAUCUUGUUGGUUGUUCCACAGUCUACUGUUGGAACACCUUCCAAUCUGACUCGCGGUCUGCGGAUGUGGGUGUCAGGCAGGGCUCAGCCCUUUCACCUGUUAUCUCUGGGCUAUUCAUCGCUCCGGUGAUGAAGCUCUUCUAUAUCAAAGCGGAGCCGCUCAACACAACGCUGCUUUCCUUUGUGGAUGAUGGGACCAUUCUGGCCCAAUCCAAACAACUCAAUGAUAAUAAUGUGGGUCUGCGUAAGGCCUACAAAAUUAUCUACCUUCUCUUUGUUGCUUUCGCACUCGUUCUUGAACAUGACAAGACCAAGUUGUUCCACUUUUCGCGUCGACGAGAUGCCUAUAAUCCCUCGCUGGAUUUGGGAUACGCCCCACAUACCGGCACUACGCCUUUGAAGCCCAAGACCUAUUGGAGGUACUUGGGAUUCUACUUUGACUGCAGGCUUACGUUUCAUGAGCACGUCCGCUACUAUGCCACCAAGGCGUUCACCACCGUGCAGGCCAUGCGCAUGCUCAGGAACUCUACCAGAGGUCUCUCGCCUAAACAGCAUUGCCUCUUAUAUCGGUCGUGUGUGGUUCCCAUUGCCGCAUAUGCUGCUCUAUGGAUUACUGGUGCCUUCCGCACCUCACCCACAGGCGGUCUUGAGGCCCUCGCUGGCCUCAUCCCCGUUCAUCUCAUGCUGAAGAAGCUGGCGACGCGCGCAGUGUAUCGCGUCACUACCCUCUCAGACACUCACCCUCUUCGCUCCAUGAUAGGCGAGGGACUCCUUAAGCGAGCUGCACCACAUGCCCGCUCAGCUGCCUUGAUGACCCCAGCCAUGCGAGGGAAAGUCAUGAGCACCAUUAUGGAGGUGGACGAGCGUGUCCACACCUUAACUGAGAGCUUUGAGCCCUUUGCGCCUGAAGCUCGCCCAGGUGAUCGGUUACUGGACCACUUUGCGGACCGUCUCCACUUUGACAAGCGUGAUCCUGCCCAGGAUAGGCGCCCAUAUGUAGACGGGCUCAUUGCGAAAGUGAGGGCCAACCCACUAACAGUACUGGCUGCAAUUGAUGGCGCUGUCCCUCAGUCCAACCAAUAUCAGGUGGCUUCGGCAGCCAUCAUCUACAAGGGACAUUGCGAGCUUGAAAGGACUUGUUAUGUCUCUGGCAGGGUCACCACCCCAGAUGCGGAACUCAAUGCCAUCUCGUGUGCAGUGCGCCUUGCUGUUAAGCAGGCGAACUGCCAACAUAUUAUGGUCUUUACUGACUCUAUAGGCCAAGCCCAUAGAGCAGUCGACCCUUCUGUGCACUCUGGUCAGGCUUUUAGCUUGUCAGUUUGUCGCGCUCUCCAGGAGUGGUUCGAGGCGGAUGAUCUCCGCCGCAUCACCUUUAUCUAUGUUCUGUCCGCGUUGCGGUGGGAUAUCCAUGGUGAGGCACACAAGUACAUCACUGAACUCAAAGUCAGGGUUGGACGUCACAAGAUGGACAACUCUAUAGACGCGCUUCGCUCUCGAGCUGCGCACUCAGUCCUGGAUUUGUGGAGUUCCACUUUCCAGGAUCCAACUUAUCGAGGCUCUGAAUUCUUAGAGCUUCAACAGCCUGACGGGCGGCCGCUACAGCCAUUGUACCUCAAUGGGGGACCUUGGCUUUCAACCUUCAGACACAGUAUCACUGAGUUCGCUCACAUUUGCCAGUGCAUAACUGGACACGUGCCCAUUGGAGCGUAUUACCGUCACUUCAAGAUUAACAAGCCUCAUGGCUGCACUUGUGGGGCUGCUUUGCAGUCCCGCCAGCAUGUCCUCUUUCACUGUCGCGAUCGCUACUCCAUGCAUUACCCCCACUUUCUUGGGGAUAUUGCAUCUUUUAUGAAGUACAACCCCACGGCGUUUGGCUUCUCCCGAGACCCUUCGGGGGUCGGAUAA